AUGGUGAACAUGGUUGGCUUUAUCGACCCUGCUCUAGUUAGUGCCGACGCUGGUUCAUUAACUGAAAGAUUACGUGUCGUAGCCAAUCGACUUCAAAAAACAGAUGGUGAACAGAUUUUCCUGAUGCCUUACAAUCCAGGCCGUCAUUGGGUCUUGAUCAUUGUGAGAGCAAAGAAGGAGACCGUCUAUUUUCUGGAUCCACUGCCUGGAAAUCGAGUAGUGGAUGAGGACGGGAAAAACAUAGUGAACAGUGCUCUAAAAAUGUAUAAUACACAAAUAGACAGAAUAGGCCGUAAAGCACCUCUUUGGAAAACUCUGUCCGGCACACCAAAGCAACCAAGCAGUGUAGAAUGCGGGUAUUAUAUCAUGCGCUUUAUGAGAGACAUCAUAAAGGAUACUUCCCUGGAAUUUGAGAAGAUGUUUGCGAAGGGAAAGGAUCAAGCGCCGUACCCCCAAGCAGCCAUUGAAGAAGUUAGGAAAGAAUGGGCAGAGUUUGUUUGUGUUCAUAUGGAGUAG
Prunus avium (sweet cherry) is the source of this 516-nucleotide messenger RNA. The record is from RefSeq and is a predicted model, not a curated record. Lineage: Eukaryota; Viridiplantae; Streptophyta; Magnoliopsida; Rosales; Rosaceae.